Rotaria sordida is the source of this 861-nucleotide messenger RNA. Lineage: Eukaryota; Metazoa; Rotifera; Eurotatoria; Philodinida; Philodinidae. The record is from the annotation of a GenBank genome assembly.
AUGACACUACUCGGACUUUUAUUACCGCCAGAUAGUAAUGAUAAAAUAACCUUACGUGAGUUAGAAUUUGAUAAUAAAAAAUUUGUUCUUAUAUAUUCUAAAUCUACAGAGAUUACAACUCUUCUAACUGUUGUUAUGUUCAGUUUAUUGAUAUCAGAAAUUAUGCCACCAAGUUCAAAUGCUAUAGCGAUUAUUACCGUUUAUUUCAUGUGUGUUAUGAUCAUGUCAGUGGUUUCAGUUGCUGCAUCAGUAUUAGUAUUAUCACUUCAUUUUCGAAACUCUAAAAAUUAUACAAUGCCAUUAUGGGUUCAUAAGUAUCUUUGUAACUACUUGGCAUGGCUAUUAUGUAUGAAGCGCCCUAAUCAUGAUUUGAGUUGGCAUACAAUUCGUCGGCGAUGGACUUUUCCAAAACAAGAAUCGAAUAAUAUAAAUGAAUCAAUUGAUAAUAAUGAUUCUAAGAUUCCUUCUGAACUAUUGCUGAGUAACACAUUCGAGUUGUUAUCGACCAAUGUUACAAAUGUUGACAAGAAGCCUUUAGAAUUCUUAGAAAAUCAAGAAAAACAACGCUCAGAUUCGCUAUUAGAAUUUCCUGCACCUCCAGCAACGAAAACUCACCGUUUUCGUCAUCAUCAGAAUACAUCGAAAGAAUUGAAGAUAUGUGAUAUGGAAAUGAUUCGUUCUGAGCUACGUAUUAUUAUUUCUCAACUUACUAUUCUUACUAAUUAUUCUCGACAGCGAGAGAAAGAUGAUGAUGAAUCUCAAGAAUGGAAAUUUUUAGCAAGAGUCAUUGAUCGUCUUUGUCUAAUUCUUUUUGCUAUAUCCAUGAUUCUUUUUAAUACACUUGCUUUUCUCAAUGUGUAA